GUUUUUCAAAAGACAUUUUCUUUUUGGGAAAAUGCGUUCGGAAAUGCGAUUUCCAAUGCCCGAACUUCGGAAUCGUUCCUGAAUAGGUUUAGUAUAGUUUAGAUCAAUUCAACACGUAGACGCGCCUUUCCUGAUAGUAAAGGAUAUACAGAUUAACGUCAAUGAUGGAUGGAUGGGGUAACCGCGUCUGGGUCCGGCCAAUGGCGAAGUGUUCCAUCGCUUCUCCCCAGUUUCAAUUUUACGAAGGACAUCCUUUAUACCCCUCGAUAAUUGGUACGAGGAUGACUACGAAGACUCACACGUUAUCGAUUAAUUUGGUUUAAUACACAUUUUAAUAACGCAACAAACCUACACUACUAACAAAAAUUAAAAAAUAUAUUAAAAAUAAAUAUAUUUGAUUUGUACUCGUCGUGAUUAAUUUUUAUCAAAAUUAAGCGAACUCAACGGACUAAAAUGGCUGAUAACGAUGAAGAGGUUGAAGACUGCCUAAGAAACACAGUUAACUUAAAUAGGCACUUCGAAGAAUGUAUCGAAUUACCAACUACCACCAGCAUAUCCGUGCUGGCAAAUCAAGUCCAACCAAAAACCACUGCAAUUCCGGAACGAGGCACGUGGGGUAGCAAAUUAGAUUUUAUCUUGUCGGUGGUCGGGCUUGCUAUCGGCUUAGGAAACGUAUGGAGAUUUCCUUACUUAUGCUACAAGAAUGGGGGUGGUGCAUUUUUGGUGCCUUAUUUUAUCACUUUGUUCUUAGCUGGUAUACCAAUGUUCUUCUUAGAGUUAGCUUUAGGACAAAUGAUGACCAUAGGCGGAUUGGGGGUUUUUAAAAUUGCACCUAUAUUCAAAGGAAUUGGUUAUGCCGCUGCUGUUAUGUCAUGUUGGAUGAAUAUAUAUUACAUUGUUAUUCUUGCUUGGGCGAUUUUUUACUUUUUCAUGUCACUGCGAUCGGAUGUCCCAUGGAGAACUUGUAAUAAUUAUUGGAACACAGAAUAUUGUAUAAACCCGUACGAUCGGGGAUCAUUACACUGUUGGGAUCAUUACAACGAGAAUAACACAAUAGUAAAAAUGUGUUCGUUAAAUCAAUACACAAAUCUAACAAUUUCUCAAUUAACCGACCCGGUCAAAGAAUUUUGGGAGCGAAGAGCUUUAAUGAUAUCCGCCGGGAUUGAGCACGUAGGCGGGAUUAGAUGGGAAUUAGCCGGAACUUUAUUACUAGUCUGGAUCGUUUGUUACUUUUGCAUUUGGAAAGGGGUUAAAUGGACCGGAAAAGUUGUUUAUUUCACCGCUUUGUUUCCCUAUAUUUUAUUAACGAUCCUUUUAAUAAGAGGAGUUACUUUACCGGGAGCUAUGGAGGGAAUUAAAUUUUACGUAAUGCCUAAUGUAGCAAAAUUAAGAGAAUCGGAAGUUUGGAUUGAUGCCGUUACACAAAUUUUCUUUUCAUACGGUUUAGGAUUGGGAACUUUAGUUGCUUUGGGGAGUUAUAAUAAGUUUACUAAUAAUGUUUAUAAAGAUGCUUUAAUUGUAUGUACAGUAAAUUCAAGUACAAGUAUGUUUGCUGGUUUCGUAAUAUUUUCAGUGGUAGGUUUUAUGGCUCACGAACAACAAAAACCUGUAGCUGAAGUAGCUGCAUCUGGUCCGGGGUUAGCUUUCCUGGCGUAUCCUUCCGCUGUUCUUCAACUUCCGGGAUCCCCUUUAUGGUCAUGCCUUUUCUUCUUUAUGAUCCUCUUAAUCGGGCUUGAUUCCCAAUUUUGCACGAUGGAAGGAUUCGUGACGGCAAUCAUAGACGAGUGGCCACAUCUUCUUCGGCGCAAAAAAGAGAUUUUUAUCGCCAUAGUUUGCGCGAUUUCUUAUCUUGUGGGGUUAUCGUGUAUAUCAGAAGGUGGAAUGUACGUUUUUCAAAUUUUGGAUUCAUACGCUGUCAGUGGUUUUUGUUUACUUUUCCUAAUUUUCUUUGAAUGUAUCGCUAUUUCUUGGGCUUUCGGUGUUGAUCGAUUUUACGAUGGCAUUAAGGAUAUGAUUGGAUAUUAUCCAAUGAAGUGGUGGAAAAUUUGUUGGACUAUCACAACUCCUUGUAUUUGUAUUGGUGUUUUUAUAUUUAAUUUGAUUCAAUGGACGCCGGUUAAAUAUUUAAAUUAUGAAUUUCCAUUGUGGGCACAUCUUUUCGGGUGGUUUACGGCGUUGACAUCGAUGCUUUGUAUUCCUGGAUACAUGAUUUAUGUUUGGGUAAAAACACCGGGGGAUCGAAGAACCAAAAUAAGACUUCUUGUGCGUAUAGAUAACGAUAUUAAAACACUGAGAGCGAAGAUGCACGCAACGAGUAUGUCAACGCAAGUUUAAUACUGAAAGAACCUUAAAGAUCGCAACUUACAGUGUUCAUAUAACUUUCUUUGGGAAUACACACCAAAUCAAAUCAGAUAACGAGUUUUAAACGAGUUUUAGAUGAUAAGCCGAUCGUAAUUUUUUUUCUUAUUUAUAUACGUUGUAUAAUUCGUCAUUAUUAUUAUUAUUACCUUCUUCAUAUUAUUUUUUUGUUUCGUUUUGUUGCUAGUUUCUACUGUAACCGAUCGUGUAGUAAUUUUUUGUUCAUCUUUACGCAACAGUAUUCACGGGAUCGUUUUAUUUAUGUUUUAAAUGUAUAAAGUGUAUCGUAGAUGCAAUAGAAUUUAUCGCAUAUCAAGUUAUUUAAACAUGCUCUAACGAUUAUUAUAACAGUUGAGUAUAAAUAAUAAAAACAUUGAGUACUA
This is a messenger RNA of Onthophagus taurus, 2741 nucleotides long. NCBI's taxonomy places the organism in Eukaryota, Metazoa, Arthropoda, Insecta, Coleoptera, Scarabaeidae. The record is from RefSeq and is a predicted model, not a curated record.